Messenger RNA from Bradysia coprophila, 2155 nucleotides. Its product is annotated as facilitated trehalose transporter Tret1-like. Gene Ontology annotation, cellular component: membrane. Gene Ontology annotation, molecular function: transmembrane transporter activity. Lineage: Eukaryota; Metazoa; Arthropoda; Insecta; Diptera; Sciaridae. The record is from RefSeq and is a predicted model, not a curated record. Gene Ontology annotation, biological process: transmembrane transport.
UGAACAAUCUUGUUAGAGUAUAUAAUGUGAUUAGUCGCACUGCUAAAUUACCAUUACCGAUUCUGCAAUCGUCAAAUAAGAAUUUCAUUUGUUUGAAUUUGCGAAUUAGUUUUAGAAUUAAUUUCGAUAAAAGUGAUAAAAACUUGUGUGUAAACAGUUAGUGCAAUGUUUGUUUUGUCAUCGUUUUUGAACACUUACAAUGCAACUAUUAAACAGGCUUUGCUUGCAGUAUGCGUAUCCAUGUCAUACUUUUGCAUCGGACUCGUUCGAGGGUACUCAGCACCAGCGAUUCCCAGUAUAAAGGAAAUCGACUCUGAUUUACUUCCGACAAAGGAUAUUGCUUCGUGGGCAAGUUCGAUUCCUCCAGCCGGAGCAUUUGUAGGUAGCCUUGUAGCUGGUCCAUUGAUGCACUUUAUUGGCCGAAAGUACACAAUUCUAACAGCUGCUCCGAUAUGGGUUCUAUCCUGGAUUGUGAUUGCCAAUGCUACAUAUUGGCCAGUUUUCUUAGCUGGUAGAGUGCUAUCGGGUUUCUGUGUUGGACUGACAUUACCGUCAGCGCAGAUCUAUGUAACUGAAUGCACUGACCCGAAAAUCAGAGGAAUUAUCGGCUCUUUUCCGUCGAUCUCAAUGUCCGGCGGUAUCUUAACUUCUUACAUUCUCGGUUCGUUUCUGUCGUGGUACAAUUUAGCGUGGACAAGUUGUGGUGUUGCAGUGUCUCUGACGCUAAUUAUGAUAACGAUGCCCAGAUCACCGGUGUGGUUGCGUAGUAAAAAUUUAAACGAAGAAGCAGAAAAAUCUAGUCGCUGGUUGGGACUGGAAAGUAUUCCGAAAAUGGAUAAAACACUCCCGGAGAACGGAGGACGAAGUUUUCCUCAAAAACAUGCGCCCAACGAAAACCACCAUUCCUCGAAGACGCUAAUGAGUCGACCUAUCCUCAUGCCUUUGGCAAUCGGGUUAACUUUGCUAGCCAUCCAACAACUCAGUGGAAUCGAUUCGAUAAUAUUUUUUACCGUCGAAAUAUUCCGCUCUUCAGGAAGUUCAAUCGAUGGCCACUUGGCUACAAUACUCGUGGGAACAGUACAAUUAGUCAGUAACAUUACUUCCCUGCUAUUUGUCGAUAAAUCUGGCAGAAAACCGCUGCUAAUUGCGUCUGGACUCAUCAUGUGCGUUUCGAAUGCCGCAAUGGGAGUUGCUUUCUAUUUGAACGCACAGGGAAAUGAAUCGUUUGGCUACCUUCCCCUAGUUAGCCUAAUUGUAUUUAUGGUUGGAUUUUCCAUUGGAUUCGGUUGCAUUCCGUUUCUACUGAUGGGAGAAAUAUUCCCUGCAGCUCAACGAAGUUUGCUGAGUUCAAUCGCUGGAUCGAUGAACUUGGGUAUCAUGUUUCUGGUGAUCAAAACGUAUCAUCCGUUGGAAGAGGUAAUAACAACCGCAGGAACAUUUUGGAUGUAUUCCUUACUGUGCAUCCUCGGCGUAGGCUUUGUCAUUGGCUAUGUACCAGAAACGAAGGGAAGGGACAUGGAUAACAUAGCUAAGUUAUUCCUUAAAGGGAAUGGCAAGAAAUUCGUUAAUACGAACGGUGCAGAUGCUGGUUAUAAUUCGAACCGGAAAAGCGAAGAUAUUUGUACAGGUCAGGUAGAGAUAACUAGAUUAUAAGAACAAGUAGAAGAACGAUAAGUCCAAUAAACAAACGACAGGGAACCACUUCACCAACGAUGAAUCCAUAAACUAAACGAUCUCUCUAAUCGAAAAUUGUAGAUCUCACUGCGGGGAACAGAAACACAGUCAUUAAAGUGAAGCCAUUAGGCUAAGCUCGUCACUGCAAUUCAAUAAACGGUGCUAGCUCAAUCUAUAUAUCAAGCCGGUUGUUAAACCAAUUUUUCCUAGCCGUUGCGUUGGUAGGAGAGGAUUUUGAGGUGAUGCGCACAUAUACUUACAUCAUUCUUCAGAAAUUUUGUGGCCAAGGCUAUACUACAUCUGGGCAAUGAGAGUAAACCAUUAUGGCUCGUAAAUUUUGUGAGUAUGGCGAUUUCGUAGACUUUUGACAUAAAUGGGAGAUCAUGGGAGAAAUAUCAAAAGUUCACAAAAUUGACAUACUUACGAAGAACUUUACGAACCAUAAUGGGUAAGAGCGAACAAAGAUAUCGUCGUCUUUCUC